ACGAGAUGCAUCCUUAGGAGAAUUCCUAGUAAUUUUGUUGUACUAUGGUUUUUAUCUUCCGUAACACAGGACAUGAACCAGACCUAAUCUCAUAGUCCUCCACACCUUAACCUCAGUAACACUUCAAUCGCAAUUCCCCUGUCCCCAUUCGCCCAACUCGUCUACAUAUUCUCUCACAGAGGUUAAGGUUUUGGGUUUCCAGAUUUCCCAUUUCCUCCUCCCCAAAAAAAUGGCUCUCUCCGAUGGCGUCAUGAGAAAAGCUAUUCUCUCCUACCUAUACGUGACGAUCUGGAUCGCCCUCAGCUUCUCGGUCAUCGUCUACAACAAGUACAUCUUGGAUCGCAAGCUCUACAAUUGGCCCUUCCCGAUCUCGCUUACCAUGAUUCACAUGGCCUUCUGCUCCUCCAUCGCCUACCUCCUCGUCCGCGUCUUCAAGGUCGUGGAGGAGCCCGCCUCCAUGACCCGAGACCUCUACAUUAGGUCCGUCGUCCCCAUCGGCGCCCUCUACUCCCUCUCCCUCUGGUUCUCCAAUUCCGCUUAUAUCUACCUCUCUGUCUCCUUCAUCCAGAUGCUCAAGGCCCUCAUGCCCGUCUCCGUCUACUCCAUCGGCCUUGUCUUCAAAAAGGACACUUUCAAGUCCGACACCAUGCUCAACAUGGUCUCCAUCUCCCUCGGCGUCGCCAUCGCCGCCUACGGCGAGGCCAAGUUCGACUCUUGGGGCGUGAUGCUGCAGCUCCUGGCUGUCGCAUUCGAGGCCACCCGGCUGGUCUUGAUCCAGAUUUUGUUGAAUUCCAAAGGUAUUAGCUUGAACCCCAUCACGUCGCUUUUCUAUGUCGCGCCGUGUUGUUUGGUGUUCUUGUCCUUGCCGUGGAUGAUAAUGGAAUACCCUUUGUUGAGGGACACUUCCAGUUUCCAUCUGGAUUUCGUGAUCUUCGGGACCAAUUCCCUCUGCGCCUUUGCGUUGAAUUUGGCCGUGUUCUUGCUGGUGGGGAAAACCUCCGCACUGACCAUGAAUGUCGCCGGUGUGGUGAAGGAUUGGCUUUUGAUUGCAUUCUCUUGGUCGGUAAUCAAGGACACAGUGACUCCCAUCAAUUUGUUUGGCUACUUUAUAGCGUUCCUGGGUGUUGCGUAUUACAAUCACUCCAAGUUGCAGGCGCUCAAGGCCGCAGAAGCGCAGAAGAAGGCGCAGCAGGCCGACGAGGAGGCAGGGAGGUUGUUGGAGGAGAAAGAAGGUGAAGGGACAGGCAAGAAGAGCGAAACGCAAGAUUGAUUCGUUUGCUAAUUCCUUUAUUUUCAAGGGAAAUGAGGAUUAGAAAUUUAGAACAGAGAGAUUUGGAAAGACGAGUGAAUGAAACCGGAGAUCUAAAUCGAGUUGCUUGCUCGUCUUGAUGGGGUUUUUAUUUUGGGUAUGUGGUAUUAGGUUUGUUCCUUUUUGUUCUUAUUUAAAGUAGUGUCGACUGUGUGUUAAUGGAAUUUCAAAGUUAAUGAAUUUAUGUCACCUAUACUGCCU
Molecule: messenger RNA, 1510 nt
Organism: Juglans microcarpa x Juglans regia
Lineage: Eukaryota; Viridiplantae; Streptophyta; Magnoliopsida; Fagales; Juglandaceae
Product: probable sugar phosphate/phosphate translocator At4g32390
Exons: 1
Coding region: 230-1270 (346 amino acids)
Cellular component (GO): endosome; trans-Golgi network; Golgi apparatus
Molecular function (GO): antiporter activity
Source: RefSeq, a predicted model, not a curated record